UCAAUUCUUAUUUUCUCUACUUCCUCCAAAGAAAAAUAAAAUAAUAAGAGAUGAAAUUCUUAGUUUCAUUGGUUAUGUUCUCUCUUCUCUUGAACGGUUUUGCAUUUGCUCAAACUCUCAUUCAAGAUUCUUGUAAGAAAGCAGCCAUGAAAGAUUCGAACUUGAUAUACAAGUUCUGCGUCGAUUCUCUUACACAAGAUCCACAAAGCAAAACCGCAACCACCCUCGAAGGUUUGAUCCUAGCGUCGACGAAGAACGCUGAAGCACAAGCUAUAAACGUUAAAAGAAUCGUUGAACAUAUCCUCAAGGGCAAGGGAUAUAGAAGUAUUGAAGCAGAGCUACGCGAUUGCGUUGAGUUUUAUGGCGAUGCUAAUGAUUCGUUACACACUGCUUUAGCGAGCUUUCGAUCGAAAGAUUAUGAAAGCGCUAAUAGUGAUUUUGGUAUUGCUUUGGAUGUACCAGGCAAUUGCGAGGAAGGUAUCAAGGAAAGAAAUAAACAGAAUUCUCCUGUUAGUAACGAGAACAAUAUUUUGUUUCAGAAGAUUUUGAUUCCUUUUGCUUUUAAUAAUAUGCUAAUUUGAAUUUGUCGAAGUGUUUUACCAAUUAAACAUCGAUUAAUGAUUACCAUGUAAAGUUGAGAGGAAAGAAACUUUAUCUUAAUGGAAAUAAAAUUUCGCUUUACA
Camelina sativa (false flax) is the source of this 683-nucleotide messenger RNA. Lineage: Eukaryota; Viridiplantae; Streptophyta; Magnoliopsida; Brassicales; Brassicaceae. The record is from RefSeq and is a predicted model, not a curated record.